AUGCAGCCACUUCCUCAACAAAGAGUUGCGCCUACACAAGUUGCUCAUGUUCCACCUGUACCCACACUAGCUCCUGUUGCACCUGCACCUUCUUCUACUUCAUUGGAGAAGUUGAGGAUUGAAGUUUCCACUACUCAGCUCACACCUGAAAAGGAAGACGACCCUGCCACACUUCAGAGAAAGCGUGAUGCUCAUGCAGCCAGUCCUUCCACAUCUAGUGUGACUCCUACGCCUUCCAUCUAUACUGCUGCACCUUCCAUCCCUCUUCCUUUCCCUUCAAGAGCCAUUCCAAGCAAAAAGAUGAAAGAGGUUGACAGGGAGAUCUUAAAAACAUUCAGGAAGAUGGAGGUGAACAUACCUCUGUUGGAUGCCAUUAAACAGAAUCCCAGAUAUACAAAGUUCUUGAAGGAGUUGUGUACGCACAAGAGGAGGCUGAAGGGCAAUGAGAGGAUCAUCAUGGGGAGAAACGGUGCUUCGAUUAAUGUCAUGCCUUUGUCUAUUUUCCAUUCUCUGUCUCAUGGACCAUUGCAACCGAUGGGUGUAGUCAUUCAAUUGGCAAAUAAAAGUGUUGCCCACCUUGCCGGUUUCAUUGAGGAUGUCUUGGUUCGGGUUGGUGAACUGAUUUUUCCUGUUGAUUUUAACAUUCUUGAUAUGGAAGAGAGAUUUUCCCGUGGUUCUGCCCCACUAAUUUUACGGAGACCAUUUCUAAAGAUAACUCGAACCAAGAUUGAUGUGCAUGCUGACAUUUUAUCAAUGGAGUUUGAUGACAUUGUGGUGCAUUUUAAUAUUAUGGAUUCCAUGAAACAUCCUUCUGAGGAUCACUCUGUCUUUCACGUUGAUAUCAUUGAUCAUGUUAUUGAUGAACAUAUUUAUGAUUUCCAACCUUUUCAUUGUGUCAGCACCCAAUUUCGUCUAAGCGAAUAA
Molecule: messenger RNA, 924 nt
Organism: Vigna unguiculata (cowpea)
Lineage: Eukaryota; Viridiplantae; Streptophyta; Magnoliopsida; Fabales; Fabaceae
Source: RefSeq, a predicted model, not a curated record